CAGAACAAGAAGAAGAAGACACCGGAAGUAUAGAGCGUCUGCGUGCAUGUUACAUCCGGAGAGGAUUCUGAUCAGAUGGAAGUGACCUCAGCAAACAGGAAGUGCCCUGCUGUCACAGGAAGUAGCCGAAAGAUCAAAGACAACGCAGCCGACUGGCACAACCUGAUGCUGCGCUGGGAGAAACUGAACGAGGACGGCUUCACAGCCGCCGGAAACAUCACGGCUAUCACCCUCACACGCUCUCAGAGCGAUCAGCGUCUGCUGCUGGACGACCCCCCCUCCCUCCCGGACGACCCCCCCGCCCCCCCGUCGUCCCUGUCUCAGCAGUCAGGGGGCGCUGCAGAGCUGCAGGAAGAAUGCUGCAAACUGCAGGACGUCGUCCAUAAAAUGGUCGCCGUGGUGACAAAAAUGGAGCGUCUGAUGACAUCACAGCGAGGUGUUCAGGAUCUGGAGGAGUUUCAGUUCGGACCUGAAGGAAGAACGGUUCCUCUGUUUCACAGCUGGAGCACCAAACACUUCAAUGAAGCGUGUGGUCUCCUGCUGGCGUCCUUCCAGCAGGAGCUGCGGUUGAAGCAGAUGAUCCUGCAGGAAGUGGGUCACACGGUGACCUCUGACCUCUGCAUGGUCUACCUGUCCUGCUGGCUGCAGCAGCCGUUCCUCCCCCCCCAGACCAGACUCACACUGGAGGCUCUGCUGCUGGAGACCGGACACCGCCCUCUAUAACCCCCUCUAUACCCCCCCACUAU
Sander lucioperca (pikeperch) is the source of this 746-nucleotide messenger RNA. RefSeq names its product cyclin-dependent kinase 2 interacting protein. Bases 76 to 723 code for a protein of 215 amino acids. The transcript is spliced from 5 exons. The record is from RefSeq and is a predicted model, not a curated record. NCBI's taxonomy places the organism in Eukaryota, Metazoa, Chordata, Actinopteri, Perciformes, Percidae.